CCGACUGUUAACUAGCCCACUGUUAAGACAACAGCGUGCUGUUAGGAGAACGUCAACAUCCCUAGCGUCUAUAACUUUUUUAUUAUAGUCGAACGAGCCAAUUUUUCAUGUCUGCCUUUUAGCGCCAACUCCAUUCGACGGAGGAGGACACGGAUGUCCAAACGGUAUAUCCCAAGGCGGCAUCAAAAAUGGAAGAAAUGUGCAAACCGCCGGCAGUUUCUUCAUCAGAGGAAUCCAAACAUCAACCGCAGCAGUCCCAGCAGUCACAGUCACAGUUACAACAGUCACAACAAGCAUCUCUUCCCAAUGGCAAGGGCGUUCACUUCAAGCUCCUACCGAGCAUCCAUCAAGCCGAACCGGAGGAGGAGCUCCUCGGCUCGGUUACCAUGCACAACUGCCCUGGAACGCGGGCCAGUGCAAGGGUCAUUCAGAAAAUGAAGCAGGACCAGACCCGACCGAUGACACCGCCUCCGAGUGAACGGGAGCUGUCCAAGAAGGAGGAGAAGGCCGCCCAAAAGACACCGUCCCAGCUGAAGACCGGCAACGGCAAGACCACAUGGACGAACAUCGAACGGAACUGCUUCUUUGAUGCGUUGAACGAGUUCGGCAAGGACUUCGAGGCGGUGGCCAACUGCAUCAAUGCCAAGCUGAAGCGUCGCAACGCCAACAGCGACUACAGCUUCAAGACCAAGGACCAUGUCCGGCAGCACUACUACCAGACCUAUCACAAGAUCUGCAAGUAUGUGCGCUACUCGGAAGAACUAAAGAAGCCCGCCCAGGAGCUGUACACUCUCAUCAAUUAUGGAGAAAUGCGACGCAAGCUGACCUUCCUCACCGAGAAGCACUUCAUGAAGAUGAAGCAGCUGAUCUACCAGGGUCAGAUCAUGGUGCGAUCCAAGGGCAAGAACAUAAGGAUCAAGACGCCAUCCUGCAAGGCACUCCGCCGAUUAAACCAAUUGGAUGACAGCCUGGAGGACAUUCGGUUGCCCAGCAAGGUGGAGGUGGUGGUGACGCCCGCCAACAUGGAGUCGUUCGGCCGGGUGCAGUCCCUGGCCCAGAAUCCUCGGGGCAGGAUCAUAGUGCCAUUGCACAAGAAACUGAUCAGCUUCAUCAAGACGUUCGAGUUCAAGUGGCGGAGCGAGAGCCAGCGGCUGAGCGAGGAGAAGUCUGCCUAUCUAUCCAGUGUAGCUGCUGCCGUCACUACCUCCUCCACCACUGCCACGACGUCCUCCGCUGCUGCUGCAACCUCCUCCGCCGCCGCUGCAACCUCCACCACUGCCACAACCUCCUCCACCGCCACUACAACAACGAACUCCACUGGCACUACCGCCUCGCCAGCCGUAGCUCCUUCCACGAACAACAAUAACAAUGAAACCGAGUCCAACAACCCCGCCCCAUCAUUGGAUCCGCUGCUGUGCUUCCAACCGCGACCCGGAGUGACCAUCCAUCGGCCCCUACUCAGCAUCACGGCCUAUCUGAGCAGCGUUAACAUCUGUCUGACGGCCUACGAGGAGCGCAUGGGCUUCAAGGUGCGCAGCGAAUCGCUGGCCAACGUUCCGGGUGUGCCGGUGGCCACCAGCAAGCGGCCGAGAACUGAGAGCGGCUCCGAGAAGCGCUCCCCCGAGGCCAAGAAGCCCAAGUCCGGUGCUAGUCCGGCAUUGGAGAAGAGCCUGGACGAAGGAGGUGGUGGAGUAGGUGGGCCAGUGGCCGAGGAGAACCAUGCCAAGGUCGAGAGCAGCAGCGGCGAUGAACUGGGCGAGGAGAUCCUCGAGUUUCUUGCCGGCGGAGAGGGAGCAGUUGCUGCCACGACGGAAACAACGGAAGCGGCAGAGCCUGCAUCGGCUAUCCCAGCCUCUGCAGCUCCAGUUCCACCAGCUGCUGUGCCACCACCUCCUCCACCCGCUCCACCUGCUCCGACCGCUCCAGCCUCCACGCCCACCGUCUCCCGCGCCAAACGCAAGGAAGCCAAGGAGGCGGCGGCUGCCGCCCAGGCCCGUAACUUCAAACCCCUGCUCAGCGAUGACAUUCUCAAGCGGAUACGACGCGGCUGGACGGUGUCCAAUGCCGCGGACAUCACCAUCGGGGACCUGUAUGUGGUGCUGGGCCAGGACUCCAAGCUGGAGCUGGAGUACUACUGGUGUGAGAUCGAGACGACGAGUGCCCCAUCGGUUCCAUCCUCCUCGACGUGCAGCAACUCCAACAGCACCUCGACAUCCUCGCCAGCAACCAGCUUGCUGCCGUACAAUCCCAACGACUGUGAUAGCGUGGAGCGCGUCAAGGCCGUCACCUCGUCGACGGUGAGCAACCGGCUGAAGCAUCUGCUGAUGGUGGCCAAUCUCAGCGAGCGGGUCCGGCGGAGGCAGUGCACCUGCGGUCACACCUGCGACCGCAAGCGGGAUCUGAUGAGCAAGGCGCAGCAGCUGGCCGAGGCGGCGGCCGCCGCUGGCGUCAACUCGGGCAUGGAUGGCAAUUUCCGGACACCGAUGCUGCCGGUGCGACGGCCCAUCGGAAAUAUCGUUGAUCCUGUGCGGCAGCUGACGGCGCUCACCCGGCAAAAGCUCCGGAGGCAGGUGCUCGUCCAGCGUCGUCUACUGCCCCCCGGAUCUCUGGGCGCUCGUCCGUACGAUAUGCUCAGUGUCCGGCAGCUGCACAGCGGUCUCUUCCAGCCCAUUGAUCGUAUUAGUGGAGACACUGCCUCCAGCGGCAUAGGCAGCUCCGUUUCAUCCUCGCCCUCGCCCUCGCCCUCGGUCGGCUCCGUAUCCACCACCAGCCAGAGCCCGGCGGGCACUGUCCUCCAGGAUAGUCAGGAAAAAGAAGAAGAGCCGGCAGCCCAGCUGACGGAAGGUGUGCCGCUCAAUGAGACCUUGCAGGGCGGCCGGGAUAUGCCCAAUUUGGAUAUAUUUGGAACAGCCACUUCCCCCAGCGGCGGGAACAGAGAGAUCCCCAGAUUCGAGAUCCUAGACUCAGAUGAGCUAGAUGACAGCACCACUCAAAACUUAUUCGAGGGCAGCGUCAGUCCGAUGCACUUGCUCCGCGAUUCCACGUCCAAUGCCCGCUGGCUGGAGGACAACAUCAAUGACUUCUCCCUCACAUCGCUGCUGGGCCACUUGGAGGAAAUAGAUGCCACCAGAGAUAUAUUGAAUCCAUCGUCGAGCAUGUCGGUGAUCAGUGAGAGCAGCGUGGACUUCCGGCACAAGUUCCAGGAGAUUGCCGCCCUUCUCCAGCAGCAGGAGAAGGAUUAACAGUGGGAGGAUAUUCUACCAGGCGUGCCUCCAUUGAAAGUUUCCCUUUUUCUUAUUUUCAUUUUUGUUUCAAUAUUUAAUUUUUUUUUCAUUUUCGAAAACUAAAGUACUUCCAGAAUAUUUCAAAAAGAAA
Messenger RNA from Drosophila ananassae, 3375 nucleotides. RefSeq names its product protein cramped (gene crm). The transcript is spliced from 7 exons. Gene Ontology annotation, molecular function: chromatin binding. Bases 189 to 3242 code for a protein of 1017 amino acids. The record is from RefSeq and is a predicted model, not a curated record. Gene Ontology annotation, biological process: pattern specification process. Gene Ontology annotation, cellular component: nucleus. Lineage: Eukaryota; Metazoa; Arthropoda; Insecta; Diptera; Drosophilidae.